AUGCAGUUGUACAUUAACUAUUUUUUUUAUUCCGAAUUUAUUUUAAGAAUAACAAAUGAUGCACGUGAAGAUGAAAUGGAGGAAAAUAUGGGUCAAGUAAACACAAUGAUCGGUAAUCUUCGAAAUAUGGCUUUGGAUAUGGGAUCCGAGUUAGAAAACCAAAACAGGCAAAUUGACCGAAUAAAUCGAAAGGGAGAAUCUAACGAAGCGCGAAUAGCAGUGGCGAAUCAACGUGCUCAUCAGUUACUCAAAUAAUUACUUUCCUCAUUAUUAUUUUUGUAAAUACAUAUCAUAAGUAUCAUAUGUGUGCAGAAUUAAAGUCGAUUUAAAAUUAAAAGGAUUAUAUAGCAGAGGACUGUUUUUAAAGAGCAUCAUAAGUCCUUACCAAAUGUAAAUGUCUCAAAUAUGGUAAGAGAUCUUUAACCAUUACACGCUUCAACUAAUUGUUUGUUAUUUAGAAAUAUAGAUAGUAUCUUGUGUAUUAUUUAACCCUAAUAUUUUGGAAUAAAUUUAAUUGUUAAAGUUUA
Rhagoletis pomonella (apple maggot) is the source of this 527-nucleotide messenger RNA. Its product is annotated as synaptosomal-associated protein 25-like. Gene Ontology annotation, biological process: synaptic vesicle priming; synaptic vesicle fusion to presynaptic active zone membrane; exocytosis. The coding region runs from base 1 to 255 and encodes 84 amino acids. Gene Ontology annotation, molecular function: SNAP receptor activity; syntaxin binding. Gene Ontology annotation, cellular component: SNARE complex; plasma membrane. NCBI's taxonomy places the organism in Eukaryota, Metazoa, Arthropoda, Insecta, Diptera, Tephritidae. The transcript has 2 exons. The record is from RefSeq and is a predicted model, not a curated record.